GGUCAUUAGGGAGAAAGCCACUCUUCGAACAAAGACGAUUGUUAUCAUAUAUAACUUUCAGCAAUAGUAGUUUAGAUCAGAAUAAGAGCUGAGCGCAGGGAAGUCAUACAGCUUUGCUUUAUUAUUUUAAAAGUACAAUUUGCUUUAUGCCUUGUUUUUGUCAAAUGUGCAAUGUCUUCCGGAAGUAAUCGGCAGCUUUGCAACCUGAAUAAGCCAGCCUUCAGCAAAGAACAGGCCACCGAAUUGGUCAAAAGGGUAUUUGGAAUAAAAGUCUCUGAGAUCAAGCCGCUUCCUAGCUAUGACGAUCAAAACUUCCAUGUCCGUGUCGCUAAAUCAGAAGAGAUUGGAGAAGGAACCGAGGAGGAAUACGUCCUCAAAAUUAUUAAUUCUGAGGACAGUCAGAAUCCUGAGCUUAUUGAGGUGCAGACGAGGAUUAUGAUGUUUCUGAACAAAGAAGGCUUCCCUGUGGCUACUCCUCAUUUUACGAAAGAGGGUGAAAUCAUGUAUCUGGAAUCCGUAGAGACUGCUUCUGCCACCAAAGAAUACAUGGUGAGACUCUUGAGCUACCUGCCAGGCAAAACAGUGGCAACACUCCCAAUAGGCCCUCCUGUUCUGUAUGAGGUUGGCCAGCUGGCUGCUAGACUGGACAAAACACUUACCGAGAAAUUCCAGCAUCCAUUGAUAAAGAGACUACACCGAGGGGAAUUUAUCUGGAAUCUGGCAAAUGUCCCUCUUCUGAAACAGUAUGUUUAUGCACUGGGCCAAAGCAGCUACUUGGAAGUGGUGAAGCAAGUGAUUGAGCAAUUCAGUGUUAAAAUAGUGCCAAACCUAAGCUCUUUUCAACCCAUUGGACUGCAACUGCAACUGCCAUCUCUUAGCCACAGUAGCCAUUGGAGAAGGGGAUGUGAAUCGCAGUCCAACAACAUCUGGAUGGCCACACAUUGCCCACUUUUGAUCUGGUCCAGGAGUGUGAAUCAUACAGCCCUCAAAAUGUUGAACUGCAUUAAUCACGGAGAUCUCAAUGACCACAAUAUUUUAAUAGACACCGAUUCUACAUCCCUUCAAAAUCCACGCUACAGAGUGUCCGGUAUUUUAGACUUCAGUGACAUGAGCUAUGGCUACUACAUCUUUGAAGUGGCCAUCACCAUCAUGUAUAUGAUGAUUGAAAGCAAGGAUCCGCUCAGUGUGGGAGGCCAUGUCCUGGCAGGAUUCGAGAGCAUCGUCGCACUGACUGCAGAGGAACGAGCUGCCCUUUUUCUCCUGGUAUGUGGCCGAUUCACUCAGUCUCUUGUGAUGGCGGCACACACCAGUCUCCUGCACCCCGAGAACAAAGAAUAUUUGAUGAUCACAGCCAAAACAGGAUGGAAACACCUGAUGACCCUCUUUGAGAUGGGCCAGGAGGCUGUCGAGAAGAUAUGGUUUGAGACUGCAAAGACAUAUACCUGAAAUGACUAUCACCGGUCUUGCUUUCCAUGGAUGUGGUGGACCUGAUACUGGGGUUUAAACCAUUUCGGGAAUUUUUAAAUAUUAUGACCAGGAAAUGCAUUUGCGGCCAUCUGAAUAAAUUAUGCUAAUGUACAUUGG
Sceloporus undulatus (fence lizard) is the source of this 1584-nucleotide messenger RNA. RefSeq names its product hydroxylysine kinase (gene HYKK). Gene Ontology annotation, molecular function: amino acid kinase activity. Lineage: Eukaryota; Metazoa; Chordata; Lepidosauria; Squamata; Phrynosomatidae. Bases 172 to 1446 code for a protein of 424 amino acids. The record is from RefSeq and is a predicted model, not a curated record. The transcript is spliced from 6 exons.